ACUUUCUGGGCAGCCGGUUUGAGAAUACUGUAUAGGCACCUGUAGGUUUGGGAUGAACAAUGUGUGGAGUAAUUUCAACAGACUUUCCCCAUCUUACUGCUUGCAAUUUUGAAAGCUUUCUGGCCUCAGAUGAUGUACUGACUCACUUCUUCAAUGAUUUCUUAAGUUUGCCGUCUUUCCCAGACACUUUACUGUACAACCCGGAGACUGGACUGUUUGAGGUGGUGAGUGGAGCAGCUGAAUUUGUCUCCAGUAGAAUCAGAUCAGUCCUACACUACUGCAAAUCACGUCUUUCUAGUAACCCCACAGCGCCAUCCAGAACCCCUCCAGUGGACAACCAUUACACUGUCUGUUGCCUGAACAGAGAGCAAGGAAUUCAGUGGAUCAAAAGAGAAAGACUGCCUUAUUUCCUUCAAAGUGAUUGCUACUAUGAAUACAGACUAGCCAAGCUCUUACUUCAGUGGGACCCAAACUUCUGUAUCCACAGAAGGAGAAACAGUUCAAGUCGAACCAUUCUUUCAGCCCCACAACUGCAUUGUUCCCCCCAAUUUAACAAGAUAAAUAAUGAUGUGCUGAAAGUCCUGAGGUGGUCACAUAGUGAAGAGAACAUUUCAGGAAAACAAGGUUCUGUGAGCAUGACUAAUGUUACAUGUCAGUCCUCUGGCCAGAAGGAGAAUAUCAACACAAGAAGCAGCAAAUCAUCCAGUUGCUACUCCAGUUGUUCUCAGCCAGAAAACCCAUGUACCAUUUCCUCUUUCUCCUCAUCAGGUUCCUUUUCCUCUCACCCUAAAUGUGAGGAAACGCAAGAACUCCAAAGCUUACAAGCAGAGUUGAGCCUCUGCUUCACAGGGCUGUCAGCUGGUGUCAGAGAAGAGAUUCAUCUCAAAGAAUCCAGUAGCCAGAUAUUUAAUUCUCCUGAACAACAGCUAGAGUACUUGGCUGCCAAAGUGGUUAAACUGGUACUAAAAAAUGCAAUAUAUGUGAUGAAUCCUCAGAGCCAGGCAAACACCUCUGAGUGUCUCAGAGAGUCAGAAGACCAGACAAAUUGUACGAGCACAGACAAACCCUGUGAAUGUAAAGUUUGCCAGCAUUCAGCAGAUGAGGACAGAGAAAGACUGAAAGGGAAGGUGGAUAAAGUUCAACAUGGUAUUGGGGGGAGUGAAUGGGAAGAAAAGACCGAUUGGCAUAAGAAGAAUAGGGAGGUGGAGAGUAGACGUGCAAACCAACAAAAUGUCCUUGAUAUUUGUUGUCAUGGUACCUGUUGCCAUGGCAAUAGGCCAGGCUUGGAUGAGUUCAAAGAGUUUUUGCGAGGAACACCAGGACAGAAGAUACUUAAUCUCUGGAUGGAUAUAGAGAGACUGAAAGCUACACAGCACAGAGAGAGAAGGAACAGGUAUUUGAUCCUGAUGAGGAGCUGGUACCUGCUGAGCAGCAGUCAGAGCUGUCUAAAUGUUGGGUUGCUCUCCAGACUGGGGCUGACUACCUCCCCCUGCUGGACAGAGGAGAAACUGUGCUCAGUGCAGCCCUGCCUCACUGAGUCUCUGCUCCACUACUGGGCUCCCCGGUUCUGGACUUCCCAGUUUGUUCAGAAAGAUAAUAAUUGCUCCUCUCAUACUGGGUUAUGGACAGAGAGGAGUUCUAACCCAGUAUCAAGCAUACAGUCCUGCCAUGGCUCUACGACUCUGCCUCUCCAACACCCUGACACCUACUUGCCGCGAUCCUCCCAGACUGUACAUACAGAGUCUUUUCACAGAAGUCUGCUGUGCAGCAGAAGAAUGCAGAAGAUGUUACAGGCUCUCUAUGUUGAAUCCCGUGCUGGACUAUACUUCACACACUUCUGUGAACAAUCUGGAAAUCAGUUGUGGGUGAAUGCAAUUUACUUCUGGACUGACCUGCAGCACUACCAUGAGCUGUUUUACCAGGAUGGACUGGAUCCCUACAGAGUGCAGAGAGAGGCACAGCUCCUUUACUCCACAUAUCUUUUCAGUUCUGCCAGGAGGAGCUUUGGUGUUGAGGAGGAGAUCAGAAGGAAGGUGUAUGACAGACUGAUGCCUGCCUUUGAGGAGCUGUUUGAUGGGGUUGAAGAAUACACACUGAACAUUCUGCUGGAGCCGUGGACACUUCUGGUUAACCGGGACAAAGAGUCCUUCCAGCAGGUGUGUGUGCAGGAGGAGGUUCGCUGCAUCGAGAGCCAGGAGUACAGGGAACUUCUGAGUCUGUGUGAGGAAUCAGAGCGGCAACUGAAAUGGGAGAAGCAAUGUGUGUCCAUGCCAUUUUCCUCUUCUAUUACACCUUGUAGUCCCUUCUCAAAGGACCCUCAUGCAUCUGACUCUUGGUCCAGUGUGUCUCCAAAUUACCAGGGUUACCGUUUAGGGUCCUUACUUCGUCACCGUCAUGAGAUUGGGCACUUUAUGUCUUUCUUACAGAAUCAGGAUGCCAGUAUCCAUCUGACGUGUUGGCUGGAUCUGGAGCAGUACAGGAGGACCCCUCAAAAGGACAAGGCUAUCAGACAGAAGAGGUCGUCUCUUAUUGCCAAGAAAUACCUCAACAGGGAGUACUUCUUUGGCUCUGACAGUCCUGCCACAACAGAGCAACAGAAUGAUAUACUGCGUUUGGCAGGUGGACUGGAGCGUCUGAAGUUGGAUUGUCUCUCAAACCCAGUCGUCGUGGAGGUCCAGGACAUUGUCAGGAAUCACAUUGAGAAAACAUGGCUGCCUUUGUUUCUGUCCACGGCAGAGUUCACCGAGCGACAGAGACACAAACCAAAGCUGCAAGCAGCAGGCAGGCUCUCGGAGCACGUCUACCGUCGGCGCAGAACGAGGAGAGAAGCCUGGAAGGCUGAGGGCUUGUGGAUGACUUCCUUCAAAGAGAUCCUGCUGUUUCGACGAAUCCUUCUUAACCCCGUCACCUGCCAGCAGUUUCAACUCUUUGUCUCCCUGAAGGGCGACUUCCUGGAGAAUGAUGUGCUCUUUUGGUUGGAGGUGCAGCGAUACAAGGACCUUUGUCAUUCUCACAGCGAUGAGGCCACCAUCCAGCGAAAGAUCUCCACCAUCAUUAGCUGCUUCAUCAACUCCUCCAUGCCCCCCGCCCUGCAGAUAGACAUCCCUCCUGAACAGGCUCAGCACAUCCUGGAGAAACGCUGUGAGCUAGGCCCUUACAUCUUCAGAGAGGCGCAGAUGUCAGUAUUCAGCGAAUUACUUAAAUGCUGGCCCGAGUUUCAAGAGCUUAGCAGCAGCGUCCAAGAGGAGCAGCUCCUUCCUCUGCUGCAGGAGAAGCGAGUUAAAUACAGAGCCAGAGUACGGAGACAGAGGAGGAAGGAGGAGGAAGAGGAGGAGGAAGAAGAGAGAAGGAGAACGCAGGAAGAGCUUGACAUACAAGAGUCCAGUUUUACAGAAGAGGAUAGGUCAGAUGAAGAUGAAACAGAAGAAGAACAACAAGAGGAAAGAAGUGAACUAAAGGAGUCGAGGACACAAAGCAGAGUGCUGUUGACUCCCACACAGCCGCUGUCGUGGUCGUACUCCAAGUACAUGGCAGGUCUGAAGAGAGAGGAGGUGCUGCUGAGGAGACAGAGUCAGCUGGAGGCCUCCUUCUCCACAGUCUCAGACUCCUCCUUUAACUGCAGCACCAAGUCAGCCAACAGCAGGUACAACUAUCGGCAGCCCUCACAUGGCUCCUCCACAGCAGACAGCAAGCAGUGCAACAGACAAAACAGAGGUGCAAGAGGUUGUGACAUGAAAUGAAACCAAAGUUGGACCUGACUUCAUGUGGGACAAACAGACGGGGGGUGACUGACACCGUUAUUGGAGGACUAUGAGUGAAAACUGAGAGCGGAGCGGCUACUGAUAUGCUGAUGAUGAAGUAGAAGUAGAAGUUUGAGUUUACAUGAUGUAAGAAUAUUUUCCUAAACCACCUUUGACAAACAUCUAACUUUAACCGUUUCGAUGAAUUUCACUUGACAGGCAAGAUGAUUACAAAAGUAGUGCUUGUUAGACAGGACUGGGUUUCACUGCAGUGAAGACUCCAGUAAACAACAGGAUGAAAUGAUAAAGUCACACUUCAGGUCAUUUCUACAAGUUAUUUUUUUUUAAUAAAAUGGGUUUCUCUAUUAAUAUAUUAUCCAUUUAUACAUCAAAGGCAUUAUACUUUAAUCUUACAUAGAGCUCAGUGCCACAACAAUAUAAAAGGCAACAAUUACAUGUUUGCAUCAUGAGUUGGCAUCAACAUAAGGUUACAAAGAACAGUGUUAUUGUCAAACAGGUAUGUUACAUCAUGUAUAAAAACAUUUUGGUUGACAGCUGGUAUCUCUAGCAUCCAUCAACAUGUAUAUAAAAUUGCACUUAACAUUGGCAUGAGACAUUGACUCAUUAUAUGUAGAAUGUAAACACCAAGAGCUUGUUCUGCAGAGUGAACCAUUACAGACUGUUUAGACAGAAGUGAAACUGAUCUGAGAGACUCCUGCUGGCUGUACAUGUCUGUCUGUAACACUGAGGAGGUUUCACACUGACUAAACUCUAACUUUGAGUUGACAUAACUCUUAUUUGUUUUAGUGUUCACUACAGUAUAUGCUCACUGAAAUGUCCAAACCUACAAAUCCUGUUUCUAUGAAUAAAAUUAAUUUUUAUCCCA
Messenger RNA from Stegastes partitus (bicolor damselfish), 4626 nucleotides. RefSeq names its product regulator of G protein signaling 22 (gene rgs22). Gene Ontology annotation, cellular component: cytoplasm; nucleus. Lineage: Eukaryota; Metazoa; Chordata; Actinopteri; Pomacentridae. The transcript has 24 exons. Bases 60 to 3740 code for a protein of 1226 amino acids. Gene Ontology annotation, molecular function: G-protein alpha-subunit binding. The record is from RefSeq and is a predicted model, not a curated record. Gene Ontology annotation, biological process: regulation of signal transduction.